Lagenorhynchus albirostris (white-beaked dolphin) is the source of this 2000-nucleotide messenger RNA. RefSeq lists its product as uncharacterized. Gene Ontology annotation, biological process: SCF-dependent proteasomal ubiquitin-dependent protein catabolic process. The record is from RefSeq and is a predicted model, not a curated record. NCBI's taxonomy places the organism in Eukaryota, Metazoa, Chordata, Mammalia, Artiodactyla, Delphinidae. Gene Ontology annotation, cellular component: SCF ubiquitin ligase complex.
GCCUUGCGCGGGGGCGGAGGCGGCAGGGAUGCGAUGGCUGAAUCUCUGCCCUGGAGGUGUGGAAACUGAGGCUCAGAGAGUUCAAGUACCUUGCCUGAGGUCACACAGCUAGGAAUCUGUGGAGCUGGGAUUUGAAUGAGUCUAAGUUAGCCUGGCCUAAAGCCUGUGCUUUACACCUAUAUCUGAGAGCAAGGGACAGAAGAGCAUGAAGAGUACACAGUAUUAUCAGGAUCAUCAGAUGCUCACAUAUAUUCUGAGCUUCCUGCCUCUGUCAGAUCAGAAAGAGGCCUCCCUCGUGAGUCGGGCUUGGUGCUGUGCAGCCCAGAAUGCCCUUCGGGAGCAACCAGGCCUUACCUUCCUGGACCUCAGCGGCUGCUCAGAACUGGCUGACGGGGCACUCUUGGCUGUGAGCCGGGGCCUGCGGCGCCUGUGGCCCCUGUGGCACCUGAGCCUGAGGAAGCUGCAGCGGCUGACGGAUGCAAGAUACUCAGCCCUAAGGGGCCUGCGGGAGCUGCAGAGCCUCGACAUGGCCGAGUGCUGCCUGGUGAGAGGGCGGGAAUCGGCCCAGGCCCUGGGCUUGGUGUGCGGAGCUCCACACCCACUGGCCUCCCUCAGCCUGGCCUACUGCUCCUCACUCAAGGACGCCUCAGUGCUCUCCCUGAUGCCAGCGCUGGGCCCAAGCCUCAGGGUGCUAGACUUAUCCUCCUGCGUGGCCCUCACCAACCGGACCGUGCAGGCCAUCUGCACCUACCUCACCCACCUGUCAGUCCCGCACCUGGCCUGGUGCAAGGAGCUCCGUGACCGGGGGCUUCUGGGCUUGGGGCAACCAAGUGAGGAGACUCUGCAGGGGCCGCAGGUGUGGGACCCUCGAGGUCAUGGCGGGCGGGGCGGUCCCUGGGCUCAGCUGCCCUCCUGCCCCUCCUGCGCCUGUCUCUGGGAGCAACUGAAGGCCAAACUCAGGAGGAAUCUGGGAAGCAGGGGUUUCCUCUCACAGCCACCCCGAGAGCUGGGCAUCGGGCCUCCAGCCGCAAAAGGACCCUUCUCCCUGGCCAUAGGGCCCGCCCUACUCACGCUGCAGGCCCUACGGGACUUGGACCUCACAGCCUGCAGCAAGCUGACUGAUGCCAGUUUGACCAAGGUGCUCCAGGUCCCCCAGCUGAGGCGGCUGUCACUGAGCCUGUUGCCAGCACUCACAGACAAGGGCUUGCUGGCUGCGGCCAGAGGCUGCCCCAGCGUGGAGCGCUUGGUGCUGAGUCACUGCAGCCGCCUCAGCGACGAGGGCUGGGUCCAGGCAGCCGGCUCCCGGCCAAGGCUGCAGCACCUCAACCUGUCCAGGUGCAGUCAGCGCUCGGAGCAAACGCUGGGUUCCACUGGGCAGGCGUGCAAGCAGCUCCGGAUGGCAGAUGUGGCCAUGUGUCCUGGCAUUAGCAUGGCUUCUGUCAGGCGCUUCCAAGCCCAACUGCCUGAGGUGACCUGCGUCCAGUCCCGCUUCGUGGGAGAGGCUGACCUGACCCUAACACUCCGAGGCCAGGUCAGUAACCAGCCCUGUGGCUCAGCCUCUGUCACCUCCAGAGGCCUGGCCUCUUGACCUGGAGUUUGACUCAGUGCCUCCCACCUCCCUCUGCUACAUGCCCCAGAGCCCCUUCCCCAAGCUAAAAACCCCUUUUCUAGGACUAAGGGUGGGACUGUAUCAGGGCAGCCCAAGGGGCUUCCUGCCCCAGUCUGCCCCACAGCCCAGCAGGAACCUUUUCCAGCUACAUGUCGCUGCCACAGGCCCCUGGAAAUGCCAGCUCCUGCUCUCCUGUCCAGGCCUGGGUCCAGAGGCCAGGCCCACAGGUGGGCUGGGUCUGGUGUUGGGAGGAACAGACCCUGUGCCUCUGGCCCUGCCCCUUCUCACACUAGGGCCUGUACUGUUCCCCACAGCUCUCCCAGCCCCCUACCAGCACUGAGCUUUAGCAGCCAAGCCACAGUCUUUGUUGUAUACCCAACAAGAUUAAAAA